Rotaria sordida is the source of this 1692-nucleotide messenger RNA. The record is from the annotation of a GenBank genome assembly. Lineage: Eukaryota; Metazoa; Rotifera; Eurotatoria; Philodinida; Philodinidae.
AUGUCAAGUUUUCAUCGUAUUCGUCAAUCAUGGCGUCGAUCAUUAGGCUAUUUAAGUUUAUUUGGUGUCACUACUGUUACCGUCAUCCAUGCUGCAUCGCGUUAUAAUGACAAUAUUCAAGUGCAUGAUGCAUUUUCAAAUCAUACACGUCAACAACAAAAAAGACAUAUGUUAUCCGGAAUGCAUGAUCCAUUCAUUACUACCGAUUUACAUGAAGUAGAACUAUUUCAGAAACAUUUUUCACAAUUCUCCUAUCUAUUUUAUACGGAUAGUGAGAUCAUGAAACAAAAAUAUGCUUUAAAGACUCCUGUCAAGAUUCGAUCUCUCACAGAAUGUCCUAUUCAAUUUCAAUCAUCUUUUGGUAAUCAGAAAACAUUGAUUGUUGGUGGUCCACCAGCAUUAAUCACUGGUAUCUCUAUGGUGAAGACGGAAAAAGAUUUAACUUACAUCAAUGACCAACGUCAAAUACCGAUUGCUUUUGGUUCUGCUUGGCAUCUGGAACAAGAUGCAGAAACAGAGGCACCGACUGCUUAUCUGCCUACGAAAUUCUUAAUAGAACAACUCGUUCGUGCAACAUGUCGAUAUGCGAGUUACGCAUCGAUUCAACAAACUGGUCACUUUCCAUGGAGAACGUUAGACUGGAUCGGUUGGCUAAAACACCCUGAUCAUUGGUUUAGCGGAUUGAAAAUAUCAUUAAUCUUUCAAUGGGUGACCAUGUUCGAAGAUCGAACGGCAAUGUUAAAAAAUGUUGCUGCACAAUGUAUUGCAAAUGAGAAAUUUUUCGAACAACUAAAUCAGGAAUUAGAUGGUAAACUUCUAUUGCGUGAAAAAGGAUCGAUUAUCGUCGCUCGAACUAGUGAAGAAGUUUCACAACUACAAGAGUUGCAAACAGCUUUAGUAAAUGAAGGAAGAAAUUUGAGAAUUUUAUCCAAGGAAGAAAUGCUUAGUCGUUAUGGUUUUCUUCCUGAUGGUCUGAUGUAUGGCGAAAAGCAUCAUGAUAGAGUCUUAUUUGCAAACUUUAUGAAAAUACUUAAUGAUGCUAUUCGAAAUCAAGGAGGCAAGGUUAUUGAUGGAACACUCACUACCAUCUAUGUUGACGAUCAGAAGUCAGGAGGUAUCGCUGAAUAUGGUACACAUGAUGGUCAAAAACAUUAUCUCGCAUUUUCCCGAUUAAUUCUAUCGCUGGGUAGCCAGUCGAUUAUUAACAAAAAUAAUAAGCCUUUAUUCGAUGUUAUUGCCGCUCGAGGAGUGUCCGUACUGGCACACGUUUACGUACCCUCGGAAUAUCGACUUCCACCUGUUUUAGUUUGUGGUGGAACAAAUCAUGCAACAAAAUUAUCCGAAAAUCCUGUGCAAGUGAAAGAUUCUCAUGGAAAGACAUAUGAUUUAUAUUUGAUGCGAUUCACUGCAGGCGCAUGUAUUACACCAAAUGUCUCUGAUGAAAAUGCAGCCAACUAUGAUGGAACGAUUGCUGUCGGUCUAGUCUCCGCCGUACGAAAAACAUUGGGUGAAUUGUGUCGAGUUGAACCACUUGUUGUUCAUGGUUGCAAUCGACAAGUCAGUCGUUAUGGACAGAUUUCUUGGAUUGAACCGUUUCCCAGAAUUCAUGUGCAGUAUGGAGCAGCAGGCGGCGGUCUUACACGAGCACCAGAUUUUGUAGCACGACCAUCUUUGUAUAGCUCGUCGUCUUAA